AUUUUCCAGUCAACUUUAAAUUAAAGGCUUGGUUUUAACUUGAUUAACAACUUGUUCAAAUUUUCAUGAUUUCUACUCAAGUGCUCAAAAUCACAUUUUUUGGGUGGGCGAUAAAAUUUUUUUAAUAUUAUUAGGAAGUGUCCCACCUUUCCACGAAAACUACGCCCGUUUAUCAUAACUGUGAAAUUUUGGGGGGAUGGGGGGUACUCUCUAGAAGAAGCUGCAGCAAAGCUGGAGGUUUGUUUAAGGAUAUGCAUUAAACUGGAUAAACUAUAAUCAACUAUAACAAUAUAAGCCAUACCGGUAUUAAUUUUUUUUUAAAUAAUAGAUGGUAAAAAAACUAAUUUUGAAGUGGUAUCUGUAGUUCCUCUAACCCCUGCUAUCUAGACAGUACACACUAGAGACUAGACAACUCACUGUCUAUAAGAAAAUAGCUUAUAAUUAUUAAUAAUUAAUUAUCAUUGCUAUUGCAGUGUUAUUCUCUCAUCCCUUAUAUAUUUAUCGACUCACUUAGUUACAAUAUAGCAAAAAUAUGGCAUUAUAUACUCAUUUUUUUGGCUGAUCCAGCCACAAAAAAUUUAGGAUUCAUUUCGGGGGGGAUAGAUCCCCAUAUUCCCCCCCCCCUGGAUGCGCCUGGACACUGACUAGUCAUGUCCGUCACAGCACGCGGGACGAUCGUUAAUUUUAAAAUUUUCCCGCUUAGAGCUUAGAAAUUGUCGGGACGGCCUAGAAAUAAAUGUCCCCGCUCCCGCACACGAUUCGCACCGGUAUUUUAGAGUGGUGUGGUUGUCGGAACUGCGCGACUAAUCACACUAGUGCUCUGCGCAAACUCAAGUCACUUCGAUUGAGCAGGACAGUCCCGUAUCCCCCUAUCCGUCCCCCUCGUAUUAAAAUGCCAGUUGCUUUGUGGCAUGGCGUUCGCAUCGCAUCGCAGCUGUUGAUGGGUUGAUGCGUCGUCUGCUGUGUUUCCUUUCAUUUCCACUUGCCUGUACUAUUUAUUAUAGUCGCCCAUAUUCUCAUUAGUUUUAAUCCUUUAAAAGUCUAUUCCCUUUUUAUUUCUCACUACGACUAACUUAGUGCUUUGAAGGUUUAGAACAUAGUGAAAUAAACAUGUUUUUGUGAGGUGUCUAUUCAAAUUCAGGAACUGUUAAAGGGACUGUCAACUAUUCUACAAUAGUUUGUAGUUGGCCUAUAUAAGGUUGACAUUCUUUGGAGUUUAUAAUUUAUUGAGACUCUGUAUCGCCAUAUUUCUAACAAUAUAUAUUUUCUUUCCAAGUAUAUUAGGUUGACAUGUCAAAUGAAGAUUACUCCAUGUAUAUUGUAGGAUCAAUUUUUAGGUUAUAAAAUAAGUGAACUUUGACUUAUUGUUUACUUGUGAGGUCGUUUUUUUUGUAUUAAGACUGAAUAGGCUACUGUAGGCUAGAUUUUUUGUCAAUCAACAGUAGUAAAAUGUGAAAUGAGGCGUUAGAUUAGUGUUUAUGGGUUAUCAAAAUUGAUUAUCCUAUGAUGAGCCUUGCGGUAAACGGGAGCGGUAUGUGAUAAGUGCCCUGACGGGACGUUAUUCACUGCUAACUGACUGCGGGAAACGGGCACGAUGCGGGAGCGGACUUCGCGCACCUUAUUUUGCGGCUAACUAGAAAAUAUAAUUUGCAAUUCUCACGAUUCAACCAUGACGAGCCCGUCAAGCACUGAACUUUUUUUGGAAGUCAUUUAUACAUUUCCGCUGUUGUACGACAUCAACCACAAGGACUAUAAAAACGUAUGGAAGAGGGAUAAGAUUUGGGAGGACAUUGGCAAGACACUUGAUGCUCCAGGUGACGAGUUGAAGAAAAAAUGGAGAAAUCUACGGGACACAUAUGUGAAGUAUCUGAAGGCUACCAAACCUACCAUUGAACAAGCAAAAAAGAAUUACAAAACAUGGACUUGGGCUACUCAGAUGGAAAAGUUCAAACCUUACCUUGGAGCAGAAAAGACCAAAGUAUCUGACGACAGAGAUGAAUCCUACUUGGGCCAUGUGCUUGAAUGUGAGUUGCUGGAAAUGGACAGCCCUGGUCCUUCCUCCGAACCUCCUUCCAAGAGAAAAAAACUGGUUCAUUCCCCUACAUCCAUCAGCAGAAAUAUUGAAAACGUGGCUCAAUCACUCGAGAAUGAAAGUCAAGUCAAUUUCGAUUCAACAGACCAUUUGAUGUUGAGUUAUUCAAAAACAAUAAAAACUUUUUCUCGUGCCAGACAGGCAGGGAUAAAAUUGAAAAUUGCACAGUUAGUGAAUGAAGCUGAAAUGGAGCAAAUUCGAGAAGACGAACAAUCUGCGCAAUGCUUCUCGUCAGUAGGCAGCUGGGGAAAUUUGCAAAAACGCUAAUGAAGAGCUUAACGAACGUCAGAUCAGUGUUUAUAGCUUACAGGGAAAAUUGUAGCAUCAUUACAUCAGAUAUUGUGUGUGUGAAGAAAAUUAAAACACAAUUGUAAAAUUCUAAUGUAUAUGUGAUUAAGUGCCUCAAAUAGAGAAUAGUGUUUUUAAGUACAGAA
Messenger RNA from Nilaparvata lugens (brown planthopper), 2526 nucleotides. RefSeq lists its product as uncharacterized. The record is from RefSeq and is a predicted model, not a curated record. The transcript has 2 exons. Bases 1670 to 2359 code for a protein of 229 amino acids. NCBI's taxonomy places the organism in Eukaryota, Metazoa, Arthropoda, Insecta, Hemiptera, Delphacidae. Gene Ontology annotation, biological process: regulation of transcription by RNA polymerase II. Gene Ontology annotation, cellular component: transcription regulator complex; nucleus.